AUGACGCGGCGCAAAUGUGCGGGAUAUAACUACGAUCUCAUCUUUGUACCCAUGUCCAAAACGGGGUCCCGCGUCCGCCAUGGCGACGUCUCGAAGAAGUCUCCAAACAACAAGGGCGAUGCCCGCGCCGAGGCACGGCGCCGGGCGGCCCUGAAAGCGGAGGCUCAUCAACAGAGUCCAGCCCGCCAAGAUCAUCACGCUUCCGCCCUGUACCCCAUCAGCCCGUCUCUGCACUGGCCGUUGCAGCACAUCAUCCUUCUGUUGAUUCAGAACUUUGCCCCGACACUGCACCCAGACGUUAUAGACCUCGACGCCGCAUUCUCUCCGCCCCGGAUAUGCGGUUCGUGGGUGGAACUGCUGCCGGACAUUGCCGACACGCCCGAGCAUGAGGUCACCAUUGCAGCACCGGUUCGGACGCUUGCCAUGUCGAUUCUCGCGCGGGGUUAUCACGGCAUCGCGCCGAUGGGUGACGCCUUGACGACCCAUUGCACGGCGCUGCGCUCGGUGAACCGCGCGCUUGUCCAUGCCAACCAAGAAAGCACAAAUGUUCUGACGGCUGCAGUCAUGUGCCUCAUGAUCUCAGAGCUCAUCCUACCACAAUCGGACGCAAGCACCUCACAAACUCAUGUCUUGGGGCUGCAGGCCCUUUUGAAGCUUCAAGGCCCGGCAUUUUAUGUCUCCGGCCAGGCACAUAGGCUAUUCAUCGGCCUUCGACCAGCCAUGAUUGUGCAAGCCAUUUGCACCCGCAACCCGACCUUCCUCGCGGAGCCUACCUGGAAGACAGUGCCCUUCAAACUCAUAAAACCAGCCCCUCUCCAUCAGCUGAUGACCAUUGCGGCCGAUUUGCCCGGUUUGCUGCGCGAGUUCGACCACUCCAUGGUCGGCAACCCACAUGGGAAGAGCGUUGGGCCUCAGCCCCGAAAAGUACUGUCAUCACACCUGGAGCUGCUCCAUGUGCUCGAGAACUGGCACAACAACUACUACGAGCAGCUGGAGCAACCCUCGUAUUGGCAUGCCGACCGGAAAGACCACGGGCCUUGCCUUUGGUUCUUAGACAUCACCGUCGCCAAUUGCCUAACCCACUACUGGGCGCUGUGGAUAAUAUGUGUCACCAACAUACGCCUACUCCGGGCCACAUAUCCCGACCUUGGCGCCUUAGCGAUGUUGAUCGGAGGAGACGUGCCCGAGAGUACCACCGUCACCAAGUGUCUCCGCGAAAUCGCCAUUUCGAUACUGGAAAGCGUAAACUACCUGAUGCAGGACGACAUGAAGCUUUACGGAGCGACAUCCUUGAUCCUUCCGCUACAGACGGCUUUCCAGCACUUGAGAUCCCACCACCCUACGGAGAAGAGCUUAAUAGAGGCUUGCGACAACUCGAUCGACUCGAUCGAAGGCAAAGGCUUCCACUACAUUGGACAUUUUUUGAGGGCUACGUGUACCGGAUAA
This is a messenger RNA of Purpureocillium lilacinum, 1446 nucleotides long. RefSeq lists its product as uncharacterized. Lineage: Eukaryota; Fungi; Ascomycota; Sordariomycetes; Hypocreales; Ophiocordycipitaceae. The record is from RefSeq and is a predicted model, not a curated record.